Molecule: messenger RNA, 300 nt
Organism: Rangifer tarandus platyrhynchus (Svalbard reindeer)
Lineage: Eukaryota; Metazoa; Chordata; Mammalia; Artiodactyla; Cervidae
Source: the annotation of a GenBank genome assembly
AUGGCAACUUUGGGCCCCUCCUCCAGUGAUUCAUCUGGGUCCCAGGGCUGGACCACCAAGCGCCUAGCACUCUCAGCAAGGCCCAGGUCCCAGGUGCUGCCCAGCACAGAGCAGGUCCUGGGAGUAGGCCGGGGCCUCACCAGCCCCUGGAAGGGAAGUCCUUCCUUGCUGUGGAAACACUCUUCUCCUUUUUAUGUACAUGGCAAACCACGGCCCCCAACUUUGGAUUCAAUUCCUUUUUUCCAUGUCAUUAGAUCCUUUCCAGCAGCAGCCACCAACAGGUUUCCAGAAAAGACCUAG